Saccharomycopsis crataegensis is the source of this 4581-nucleotide messenger RNA. It is a transcript of the gene GDB1, whose product is annotated as bifunctional 4-alpha-glucanotransferase/amylo-alpha-1,6-glucosidase. The record is from RefSeq and is a predicted model, not a curated record. NCBI's taxonomy places the organism in Eukaryota, Fungi, Ascomycota, Saccharomycetes, Ascoideales, Saccharomycopsidaceae. The transcript has a single exon. The coding region runs from base 1 to 4581 and encodes 1526 amino acids. Gene Ontology annotation, molecular function: amylo-alpha-1,6-glucosidase activity; 4-alpha-glucanotransferase activity. Gene Ontology annotation, biological process: glycogen catabolic process; glycogen biosynthetic process.
AUGAAAGAAUUGCUAUUGAAAUUGGGAGACCAUGGUGAGCCUUCUACUUUCAAUAAAGGAAUAUUGCUAUUGAACUCGUUCCCAUUUGACACCUCUGGGGAUUACAAAGAUGUCAUUUUUAAAAUUAAACUCGUUAUCUCUGCUGCGUCUCCAGUGACAAGGGAUGGGAUUAUCUGGACUAAUAUUCCUACAGACCCUUCAGUUAUGUUUAAUAGAGAAAAAUUCUAUAAGAACCCCAUCGACAAUUCCUUCUACAAGGAUAUCAAUUUGACUUUAAGUAUUAAUAAACCCGGGGUAUAUGCGUACUUUGCUUCUUAUCGUUCUGCAGAAACAAAUAAAAUAAUCACGACCAGAAAGUACUAUUUUGUGGUUCAACCAUCGUUGGAUAUAAAUGGUGAAUAUUUAACUUUGAAUUCCGUCUCAAUUCAAUCAGUUGUUUCGAAAUGGAUGGGUCCAUUGAAAGACUGGGAUAAUAUUUUCCAAGAAAUUUCAAAUAAGGGAUACAAUAUGGUUCAUUUCACUCCGUUACAACAUCGAGGGGAAUCUAAUUCUCCCUAUUCCAUUUUUGACCAGCUUCUGUUCGAUCCGAAUUUAUUUGAAAGUACAAAACAAGUUGAGAAUCUUGUAAAAAAAAUGCAUUCAGAAUUUAAAUUGCUAUCCAUGACUGAUAUUGUUUGGAACCAUACUGCCAAUAAUUCGGACUGGCUCAGAGACCAUCCUGAAGCAGGCUAUUCCAAAAUAACUGCUCCUCAUUUAACUGCAGCGAUCGAGUUGGAUAAAGCCUUAUUGGUGUUCUCGACACAAUUGGAGAAAUUAGGCUAUACAUAUAAUAUCAACACUGUCGAUGAUUUGUUGAAUAUAAUGGAUGGUAUAAAGACUAAUGUUUUGGAACAGUUAAAACUUUGGGAGUUUUAUACCUUGAAUGUUGAAAAAACUAUUUCCCAAUUGAAAGAGUUUUUAGUGCUGCACCCAUGUGAAUCUAUUCCGAUCAUUCAGCUAACUCAAUCGCAAAUUGAAUCUUUAUCCGAAUUGGCAAAACUUGCCACAGAUUUCUGUACUGAUGGUAUGGGUUUUGGAUUGCUGAGUAGACAUGGGAAUGAAUUAAAUGUUUCAAAAUUCGCGAGUGUUGUUUUAUCAUAUAUUAAGGAAAAACCUCAAGUUUCUGAGGCUUCUUUUGAGAAUGUUCUUUCUGAAUCCGACAGAUUGUUGAAUGAAAUAAACUUGCCGUUGUACAGAAUUUAUGAUACAGAUGUUUCAGUUAUUUUAGAACAGUUAUUUAAUAGAAUAAAAUAUUUGCGAAUUGACGACCACGGUCCUAAAUUAGGAAAGAUUAGCAUUGAAAGUCCAUUGACAGAACCUUAUUUCACGAGAUUUGAUGAUCCGAAGACAGGCGAGGAAAUUGCUUUAGCAAAUAACGGGUGGGUUUGGAACGGAAAUCCAUUAAUUGAUUUUGCUUCAGAUAAAUCAAAAGCUUACUUGAGAAGAGAAGUUAUUGUUUGGGGCGACUGUGUCAAAUUAAGAUAUGGGAGUGAUCCAAAAGAUUCACCUUAUUUAUGGGACAGAAUGAUAAAGUAUACUCAAUUGUGUGCCAAAGUAUUUGAUGGUUUCAGAAUUGAUAACUGCCAUUCCACUCCUAUUCAUGUUGGCGAAAGAUUGAUUGAUGCUGCCAGGGAGGUGAACCCUAAUCUUUAUGUAGUUGCAGAGUUGUUUUCAGGAAGUGAAGAUUUGGAUAGUUUAUUUGUUGAAAGACUCGGUAUUUCUUCUUUAAUUAGGGAAGCAAUGCAAGCUUGGUCAGAGGAUGAGCUUUCUAGAUUACUUCGUCGACAUGCUGGUAGACCUAUUGGAUCCUUGAAAUGGCUACCUUUGGAUGAUUUUGCUUAUCCGGCUAGUUGUGAGCCAGAAGCAAAUAAAGGAGAAUAUGAAAGAGUAUCCGAGAUCGCAAUCCCAAAAUUCCUCGCGUAUCAAGAGCCUCAUGCGCUUUUCAUGGAUUGUACUCAUGAUAAUGAAACACCAUUCCAGAAGAGAACUGUCGAGGAUACGUUACCAAAUGCUGCUUUGGUUGGAUUGUGCUCUUGUGCAGUUGGAUCAGUGUUUGGAUAUGACGAGUGCUAUCCGAAAUUGUUGGACGUGGUCAAAGAAACUAGAAGUUAUACUUUUGGAGAUAAUGGUAUCGGUCAUGUUAAGAAAAAAAUAUACGCUUUGAGAAAUGAAUUGGCAAAAAGUAACCUCUCUUUGCAAGCACAUGAAAUGCACAUUCAUCAUGAAGAUCAAUAUAUCACUUUCCACAGAACUAAUGCUAAGACGGGAAAUGGGGUGUUUUUGAUUGCUAGAACGAAAUUUGCUGAUGAGGGUGCUGAGUUUUCUUUGAAACCAAUUACCUUCCAUGGGAGUAAAAUUACUCAUGAAUUUGCCUAUACUUUGAAGAAAGUUGGAGAUCCAAAGGCAUCUGAUGCAUAUAUUCCAUCAAUUCCCGUGGAAGUCCAAGAAUUGGAGAGUCCGCAAUUUGAAUAUAACCCUGAAACCAAUGAAACCACCGUUACAUUACCUAAAUAUUUUCCUAGAGGCAGUAUUGCGGUUUUCAGGACUCAAUAUCUUGAUUUCAAUGAAGAGUUAGACAAGUAUCUUCAAGAGGGCGCAAUUGAAGCAUCUAAAGAUUUAAACCUAUAUGACCUAAAUGCUCUUUUGUAUAAAUGCGAAUCAGAGGAAAGAGAUGCGAGUGCUGGGAGAGAUGGUAACUAUAAUAUUCCUAAGUAUGGUCACUUGGUGUAUUCUGGGCUACAAGGUUGGAUAAGUGCCAUAAAAGAUGCCAUUAAUGAGAACGAUCUUUCUCAUCCAUUCUGCAAAAAUGUUCGGGAGGGUGUUUGGUCAUUAGAUUAUAUUGUUAAUCGGACACUUAAAUACACUGAUUCACCAGGAAUUCAAAGAUUUCAUGAUUGGAUGGCAUCAAGAAUCAAUACUGUUAAGGGAUUACCGUUUUUCUUGCGUCCAAAGUAUUUUGUCUUGGUAUUGGGUAUUGCUUAUGAAGCAUGCAGAUUCAGGUCUCUUUCGUUGCUCUCACCGAUGUUUCACGAAGCUACACUUUUUGUUCAAGAUUUGGGAUUGACAUCUAUCCAAAUGAUUGGUAUUAAUAGAUCAGCAUCUCUUAACCCUUUCAAGCCGGUUCCUAGUAUGGCAGCCGGACUUCCGCAUUUUAGUUAUGAUUGGGCAAGAUGUUGGGGAAGAGAUAUUUUUAUUUCCUUGCGUGGGUUAUUGCUUGCAUCUGGUAGGUAUGAUGAUGCUAAGAAUCAUAUUCUUGCUGCAGGUUCGACUUUAAAGCAUGGCUUGAUUCCGAAUCUUAUUGAUAGCCUCAGAAAUCCUAGAUAUAAUGCUAGGGAUGCAACUUGGUUUUGGUUGCAAUCUAUUCAAGAUUAUAUAACUGUUGUUCCAGAUGGUGAAAAAAUAUUGGAUGAGAAUGUCAAAAGAAGGUUCCCACUAAACGACAAAUAUGUACUGCACGAUGAUCCAGAGGCUUUCAGUUACGAGAGUAGUAUCAGGGAACUUAUAUACGAAGUCUUUGCUCGUCAUGCCAAAGGUCAAGAUUUCAGAGAAGCGAAUGCAGGUCCAAUGUUGGAUAGACAAAUGAAAGAUGAAGGGUUCAAUAUUAAGAUCAACGUUGAUUGGGAAACAGGAUUGAUUUUUGGAGGUAGUCAGCUUAAUUGUGGUACUUGGAUGGAUAAAAUGGGUGAAAGUGAGAAAGCCGGAAGCAAGGGGAUUCCGGGCACUCCAAGAGAUGGCGCGGCGAUUGAAAUUAGUGGUUUGUUGAAAAGUUCUUUGAGAUUUGUCAAUCAGUUAAAUAAACAAGGGUUGUUUGACUAUACCGAAGUUGAAAAGGAGGAUGGAACCAAAAUAAGUUUUGAAAAAUGGGAACAGUUGGUGGGGGAAAACUUUGAAAGGGUGUACUAUAUUCCAAUGGAUGACGCUGAUAAUCAUAAAUUCGACGUGAACCCAGCAAUUAUUAAUAGAAGAGGAAUUUAUAAAGAUUUAUACCGAAGCGGGAAAGAAUAUGAAGACUAUCAAUUAAGACCAAAUUUUGCCAUUGCGAUGGUUGUUGCUCCAGAGUUGUUCACUCCUAAAUAUGCAGUUGGUGCGUUGAGAAUUGCUGACACCACAAUUAGGGGACCGGUUGGUAUGAGAACCUUGGAUCCUUCGGAUUACAAUUAUAGACCAUAUUAUAUAAAUUCAGAAGAUAGUACUGACUUCUUGACCUCGAAGGGCAGAAACUAUCAUCAAGGUCCAGAAUGGGUGUGGUGUAUUGGGUACUUUUUAAGGGCAUACUCUUACUUUUAUUCGCAAGAUUCUAUUGUAAAAGCUAGGGAGCACAAUAAUACUAAAAAGAUCCGUGAACAAUUAUACAGAGAUUUGAUGUAUAAGUUGGAGGGGAAUAAAAAAUGGGUUAAGUCAUACGCCUGGAGAGGCUUGACUGAAUUAACCAAUAAGGAUGGUGAAUUAUGUCAAGAUUCGUCGCCUACUCAAGCAUGGAGCUCUGGUUGUAUAAUUGAUUUGUUUUAUGAUUUUUAUGAUACAGACAAAAACAAUUUAUAA